Bactrocera dorsalis (oriental fruit fly) is the source of this 890-nucleotide messenger RNA. Its product is annotated as protein TIS11. The record is from RefSeq and is a predicted model, not a curated record. Gene Ontology annotation, molecular function: mRNA binding; metal ion binding. Lineage: Eukaryota; Metazoa; Arthropoda; Insecta; Diptera; Tephritidae.
CGAAAGUCGAUAACAUUUAUACUUCUGUAAUGCUUAUUUAAAGCAAGGUUUCAAUCAGUCUUCUAAUCGAGUUUGACGAGUGUGGUUUGUGUUUUGUGUUUUGAUUCCAAUAUACUGUGAGCGAAUAAGAAUAUAACCGUAUGCAGAAUCAGAUAAAAUAGUAAAAGGAAAAUCUAACUCAAAGAACUGUACACAAAUCAUAGUACUUUGUCCUACGCAAAAAACCGCACAACAUAACUGCCCUGCAAGCAAUUGGUAGUAUGAAUUCGCGCCGCCAUUAACGCUACCAACACAAACGAUUACGCCAGAAAAACAAGAAUCGACGCAGCAACAGGCUGAUAAUAUUCGAUAUGAAAUAAAUAGAAGCAAAACGACGUCGUCAACCACAGCACAAUAAGAAACGAAUACGAGAGCCGAAGGAACUUCUCAAAAUAAAAAGAAUCAAAAUAAAACAUAAUACAUAUAAAUUGGAAUAACUAUAAACGAAACAGCGAUCAUCACACAUAUUUGCCCAUGUGCUAUAUCAAGUGUAUUUUUGUGCUGUCAUUGCGACUUUCAUUGUGGUUUAUUUUCUUGUGCUUUGUUAUACGAUCAAUUGAAAACCAAAUUAAAAAUAAUUAAAUAUUGCAAUCGAAAAAGUGGUUCAUAAUACGUUAUCAAAGACACACACAUCUCUAUUUUAACUUGUGCCUUUGCCUGGAAGAAUUCUUGAGUAUUCAUUUCGUAUCGCUGUGUACAACGGGAAAAGCGUGCCUUCUCCCCAUAAAUUAUAUAUUUUAUACUUGGAAUAACAAUAUUUGUUUUCGAUAAUGUCUGCAGCUAUUAUACAGCAGAAGAGUACAAACAAUUCUUCAUUAAUUUACUUUGAGUGCGGUGAUAUUUUUAAAGCG